Molecule: messenger RNA, 1239 nt
Organism: Myxocyprinus asiaticus (Chinese sucker)
Lineage: Eukaryota; Metazoa; Chordata; Actinopteri; Cypriniformes; Catostomidae
Gene: gdpd4b
Product: glycerophosphodiester phosphodiesterase domain containing 4b
Biological process (GO): lipid metabolic process
Cellular component (GO): membrane
Molecular function (GO): glycerophosphodiester phosphodiesterase activity
Source: RefSeq, a predicted model, not a curated record
AUGGGUACAAUACUGACCCGGCUAACCCAGCUGAAGUUGGAAAAGCUAAAGGUGGUACACCAACGAUUACUGCAGCGAUAUGAGCACCAGCCCUUUUUCUCCUGUCUUUCUGGACUCUACGACUGCCAGUGGAGAUGCUUCCAGCGCACCCAUGCCCAGCCCGGACACUACUGCUGCUCUAAGCUGAAGUGUGGCAGUUUUGCUCUGAUCAUUCUGACUUUUUGUCUUAGUCUGGUGUUCCUGUACUUCUGGGCUGAAGCACAAAAUUACUACAAUGACUUUGACAGAUUUAAUUUAGGAAAUAUGGGCUUCUGGUUUCCGUGGUCCAUAAUUUUGCUGAUUCUUGUUUUUCUGUUCACUUAUGUUGCUGUUCUGCUGAUAUGUCUGCUUGCAGUUUGUCUUCUCUCAGAAGGCCAGAGAUUAUAUUUACAUUGGUGUCACAAGAUUGGGAUCUUGUUGACUUUGAUUCUCUCUAUCGAGGCCACAUUGGUUCUCACAGAUUUAUGAAGCAAGGAGUGGAUAACUGUACUUUUAACUUUUCAGGUAACUGCUCCAUAUCUACACGUUCUUUUAAUUGCUUUAUUAUAAUGGCCAAUAACCUUGCAUGUAUUCCAGCUCAAUAUGAGAGUAAGAUGGAUGGCCGUUAUGGGGCUGUAUGUAGCUGUUCUAGUCACUCUGUACCCGGUACCUCUGGGUAUGCAUUUCCCCUUCAUUAAAGAGAGUAACAGCUUGGGGCCAGCUCCUGCUUUAAUUGGACACAGGGGAGCACCAAUGCUUGCAGCUAAAAAUACCUUCAUAUCUUUUGAGAAGGCAAUGGCAGGAGCUGAUGGUCUGGAGACUGAUGUCACUAUCAGCUACGAUGGAGUACCUUUCCUCAUGCAUGAUAAGAACUUGAGCCGGACAACUAAUGUGAAAGAUGUAUUCCCUAACUGGACAGACACCUCACCUGCAAUGUUUAAUUGGAGAGAGUUGCAAAGGCUCAAUUCUAGAUCCUGGUUCUUCUCUCAAGACCCCUUUGGAACAGCUUUCUCUCUGAGUCCGGAGGAGCGUAUGCAAGCUCAGAAUCAGUCUGUGUGCACACUGAGGGCCUUCCUGGAUCUGGCUGCUCAGCACGGGACACUGCCACCCAGGGGUAAGCCUUAUAUAGACAGCUGGAUAUCCUGAAUGCUGAAAGUCCUCAAGAACGAGUCAUCUAUUCACUCAAGUCAGAAAAUACGCAGCUGCAAACAUCAGCACUAA